GGUCAGUGUCCUGCGGCACCGGCGGGAUGUCUGCAAACGUCUGAGUGCAGCGAGCCCUCCCAGCCGCCAGGGGUCGCGCUGCAGGAGGCUGGACACUGGGAACGCGCUUGCCCAGGGUCACGGCCGCCGGCCGAGGAAGGGAGGUGGGGGGGCGCUAGCAGCGGUGCCCACGGUCAGGGAGGGCGCCUGGGGAAGUAGAAAAAGCCGGGCACGCGGAGGAGCGCUGAGGCUCCGGCGCCGCAGGAGCUGGGUGGGCCGAGCUGCCGAAGCGAGCGGCGCGGCGGCACGGUCCCGGCGUAGCACGGCGGGGACGCUGGGACCGCUGAGAUCUCCCUCCACGGCGCCCCGCGCCCUGCUGCCUUCGGCCGCCUCUUCCUUCCCUCGCCGCCCGAGCGGGAGCGCCAUGUCCGGGGCUGGGUCGCCUGCCGCCCGCCGGCCCGCCAGCCCGCCCUCCCGACCACCCGCCAGCGGGCCGGCCGGCCGGGGAGUCGCGGGGCCGGCAGAUGCAGUGAGUGAGGGGGGGGCCAUGGCGGAGGAGCGGCCCCCCCGGCUGGUAGAUUAUUUCGUGGUAGCUGGACUUGCAGGGAAUGGCGCACCCAUCCCAGAAGAAACAUGGGUUCCAGAACCCAGUGGACCCCUGCGUCCUCCCCGGCCUGCUGAGCCCAUCACAGAUGUGGCAGUCAUCGCUAGGGCACUAGGCGAGGAGGUGCCUCAGGGCUACACGUGUAUCCAAGCUUCUACUGGGGGCUACCCCUUGGAACUCAGCGCCGGACUCCUGGGUGGAACUCAGCCUGUCAUCUGCUACCGCAGGGGCCGUGACAAGCCCCCCCUUGUUGAGCUGGGGGUACUGUAUGAGGGGAAGGAGCGUCCCAAGCCUGGCUUCCAAGUGCUUGACACAACGCCCUACAGCCACUCGGCCAACUUGGCUCCUCCAGGCCCUGGACACCCCCGUACCUACCUCACUUAUCGGCGGGCAGCAGAGGGGGCAGGGCUGCAUGCCCUGGGCAUCACUGACCUCUGCCUGGUACUGCCCAGCAAGGGUGAGGGCACUCCUCAUACUUACUGCCGGCUGCCCCGCAACCUCAACCCUGGCAUGUGGGGCCCAGCAGUGUACCUAUGCUACAAGGUGGGCCUGGCCAAGGCCAACACACUGGUGUAUGAGGCAGAGUUGCUGGGCCGCUACCCGGAGAAGGACAAUGAGGCAUUUCCACUGCCUGAGUCAGUGCCCGUCUUCUGCCUGCCCAUGGGGGCCACUAUCGAAUGCUGGCCUGCCCAGACCAAGUACCCUGUGCCCGUCUUCUCCACCUUUGUGCUCACGGGUGCAGCUGGUGAUAAGGUGUAUGGUGCUGCCCUGCAAUUCUAUGAGGCAUUCCCGAGGGCCAGGCUGUCAGAGCGGCAAGCGCGAGUGUUGGGCCUGCUGAGCGCUGUGGAGCGGGGCCGGGCACUGGGGGGCCGUGCCGUGCGUAGCCGGCGUGCCAUUGCUGUGCUGUCCCGCUGGCCUGCCUUCCCCGCCUUCCGCGCCUUCCUCACCUUCCUUUACCGCUACUCUGUCUCAGGCCCCCACCGCCUGCCCUUGGAAGCGCACAUCUCCCACUUCAUUCACAACGUCCCCUUUCCUUCCCCGCAGAGGCCCCGCAUCCUCGUGCAGAUGUCUCCCUAUGACAACCUUCUCCUCUGUCAACCUGUGUCCUCACCUCUGCCCCUCAGUGGUGCCAGCUUCCUGCAGUUGUUGCAGAGCCUGGGCCCGGAGCUGGCUGUCACACUGCUGCUAGCUGUGCUCACAGAGCACAAGUUGCUGAUCCACUCCCUGCGGCCAGAUCUGCUCACCAGUGUCUGCGAGGCCCUGGUCUCUAUGAUCUUCCCAUUGCACUGGCAGUGCCCCUACAUCCCCGUGUGCCCAUUGGUGCUGGCAGAUGUGCUGAGCGCCCCUGUGCCCUUCAUUGUGGGUAUCCACUCCAGUUACUUCGAUCUGCAUGACCCACCUGCUGAUGUCAUUUGUGUCGAUCUUGACACCAACACACUCUUCCAAACUGAGGAAAAGAAGCUUCUCUCCCCUCGGAACCUGCCCCGCAGACCCUACAAGGUUCUGCUGGCCACACUGACAAACCUAUACCAGCAGCUGGACCAGACAUAUACUGGACCUGAGGAAGAAGCAUCUCUGGAAUUCCUGCUGACAGACUAUGAGGCUGUGUGCGGCCGCCGGGCCCGCCUGGAGCGUGAGGUCCAGGGAGCUUUCCUUCGCUUCAUGGCUUGUCUGCUCAAGGGCUACCGGGUCUUCCUGCGCCCACUCACCCAGGCUCCUUCUGAGGGGGCUCGUGAUGUCGACAACCUUUUCUUCCUGCAGGGGUUCCUCAAAUCCCGGGAACGCUCUAGCCACAAGCUGUACUCUCAGCUGCUGCACACACAGAUGUUCUCCCAGUUCAUCGAGGAGUGCUCAUUCGGCUCUGCGCGACAUGCUGCCCUUGAAUUCUUUGACUCUUGUGUUGACAAGGUCCACCCAGAGCAGGAGAAGCUGGAGCUGAAUCCCUUAGUGGAGCUGGAGGAGCUGUCAGGAAGUGAACUCACAGUCUUUAUCACGCCUCCCGAGGAACCUGUAGUACCAGAAAGCAGUGAAUCCACUCCCCAGUACUGCUAUGAUGGGUUCCCGGAGCUUCGGGCUGAGCUAUUUGAGUCUCUUCAAGAGCAACCUGGUGCCCUGCCUGUGCCAGGCCCAUCCCGUAGUGCCCCCAGUAGUCCUGCUCCUCGCCGUACAAAGCAGGAAAUGAAGAUUGCACAGCGGAUGGCACAAAAGUCGGCUGCUGUGCCAGAGUUGUGGGCCCGAUGUCUGCUGGGGCACUGCUAUGGGCUGUGGUUCCUGUGUCUGCCGGCCUACGUGCGGUCGGCACCGUCCCGGGUGCAGGCACUGCACACAGCCUACCACGUGCUGCGACAGAUGGAGAGUGGCAAGGUGGUGCUCCCUGAUGAGGUGUGCUACCGGGUGCUGAUGCAGCUAUGCUCACACUAUGGGCAGCCUGUGCUGUCUGUGCGGGUCAUGCUGGAGAUGCGGCAGGCAGGCAUCGUGCCCAACACCAUCACUUACGGCUACUACAACAAGGCUGUACUGGAAAGCAAGUGGCCGUCUGGCACACCAGGUGGGCGCCUGCGCUGGGCCAAGCUCCGGAAUGUUGUGCUGGGGGCUGCUCAGUUCCGUCAGCCCUUGCGAGAACGGCGGCAACAGCAACAGCAGCAGAAGGCAUCAGCUCGACAGGAGGCAGGCAGCUCCCAGACAGACUCUUAUCUGGAACGUCCUUCUCCCAGCCGCCCCCUUCAUCGUCAGACAACUUGGGCUGGGCGAAGUCUCCGGGACCCAGCUUUACCCACUGGGCGCCUGGUGAAGAGUGGCAGCCUGGGGAGUGCCCGAGGGGCCCAGCCCACUGUAGAGGCCGGUGUGGCCCACAUGAUAGAGGCCUUGGGGGUCCUGGAACCCCGGGGAUCACCUUUGCCCUGGCACGAUGGAAGUCUUUCAGACCUAAGCCUGACAGGGGAGGAGCCAGCACCAGGAGGCAGCCCAGGGGGCUCAGGCUCAGCCUUGACUGCCCAGUCCACUGAGGCCCUGGAAGAGCUAAGUGGGCAGGGGCCCAAGUCUGGUGGGCAUCAGGAUGAGGCUGGUACCCCCCGACGAGGGCUGGGUGCCCGCCUCCAACAACUGCUCACCCCUUCCCGCCGUUCCCCUGCCUCUCGUGUUCCCCCACCUGAACUGCCCACUGACCUACCUCCCCCAGCCCGCCGCAGCCCCAUGGACAGCCUUCUGCACCCCAGGGAGCGUCCUGGAUCCACUGCCUCUGAGAGCUCAGCCUCUCUGGGCAGUGAGUGGGACCUCUCAGAAUCUUCUCUCAGCAGCCUGAGCCUUCGCCAUUCCUCAGAACGCCUCAGUGACACCCCUGGGUCCUUCCAGUCCCCUUCCCUGGAAAUUCUGCUGUCGAGUUGCUCCCUGUGCCGAGCCUGUGACUCACUGGUGUACGAUGAGGAGAUCAUGGCUGGCUGGGCACCUGAUGACUCCAACCUCAACACCACCUGCCCCUUCUGCGCCUGCCCCUUUGUACCCCUGCUCAGUGUCCAGACCCGUGACUCCCGGCCCAGUGCCUCCAGCCCCAAGCCUCCCCUGGCUGGUGACAGUGGCAACAAAGAUGCUCCUGUGCCUGGGGGUCCUGGCCCUGUACUCAGUGACCGCAGGCUCUGCCUUGCUCUAGAUGAGCCCCAGCUCUGCAACGGGCACUUAGGGGGUACUUCCCGGCGGGUUGAAAGUGGGGCAUGGGCAUACCUGAGCCCCCUGGUGCUGCGCAAGGAGCUGGAGUCACUGGUCGAGAAUGAGGGUAGUGAGGUGCUGGCUUUGCCUGAGCUGCCUGCUGCCCACCCCAUCAUCUUCUGGAACCUUCUGUGGUAUUUCCAACGGCUGCGCCUACCCAGUAUUCUACCAGGCUUGGUGCUGGCCUCCUGUGAUGGGCCCCCACUCCCUCAGGGUCCAUCUCCUUGGCUAACCCCUGAUCCAGCCUCUGUGCAGGUACGACUGCUCUGGGAUGUAUUGACCCCUGACCCCAAUAGCUGCCCACCUCUCUAUGUGCUCUGGAGGGUCCACAGCCAGAUUCCCCAGCGGGUUGCAUGGCCAGGCCCAGUACCUGCAUCCCUUACUUUGGCGUUGCUGGAGGCUGUGCUGCGCCAUGUGGGACUCAAUGAAGUACACAAAGCCGUGGGGCUCCUGCUGGAAACUCUAGGGCCCCCUCCCACUGGCCUGCACCUGCAGAGGGGCAUCUACCGAGAGAUCUUAUUCCUGACAAUGGCUGCUCUGGGCAAGGACCAUGUGGACAUAGUUGCCUUUGAUAAGAAAUAUAAGUCUGCAUUUAACAAGCUGGCCAGCAGCAUGGGCAAGGAGGAGCUGAGGCAGCGGCGGGCACAGAUGCCCACUCCCAAGGCUAUUGACUGCCGAAAAUGUUUUGGCGUACCUCCAGAAUGCUAGAGACCCAUCAACGUCCCUCUCCACCCUGGAGAGGGAGAAAGGAUCUGGAUAUAACCUGCUUCCCUGUUCCUUCAGAGUCGAAGCCCAGUGGCUGCAUGUGGGAGCAGUAGGAAGAGGGACCUACUAUGACCAAAAGUCGUGAUUCCCCCAUCUCCGUCCUGCCCAACUUAUUCAUACUGAUGUUAGGGUGGCUGGGGGAGCUGGUACAGCUGUUUCUACCUUUUCCUAUAUCAGGAAUUCCCCUUCAGGGCACCUACAGACCUUCACUGCCCUGGUCAUUUUAGAAGUUUUUGUUUUAAAAAACAACUGGGAAGAUAGAGAGCUGCUGAGCCUUUGCCCUGAGUGGAAACAGGAGACGUCAUCCCCACUGGUGAUGGCCCCUCUUCCCUGCAUUGCUAAAGGAGCCCAAGGCUCUCCAUGCCUUUCUACUUUAGUGUUUGUAUGCUAAGUUAUUUAUUCUAGAGCCACAGCCCCCCCUUGCUUAGGAGGUUCUUAUGGAGAGUAAGAAAGAGAAAGGAAAUGGGUCUCCAUGGCCCAGUGGUUUGUAGCUCCUUGAAAGUCAUGCAUUGGGAGCUAGAGGAGUCCCGAGCUUCCCUUAGGAAAAAUUGGUGUCCCCUCCUGUCCUGACCCUUGUCCACCCUACGUAAGGGAAUGCCUCACUCACCCAGGUCCCAACCUGUGCAAUAAGGAUUGUUCCCUGUUUUUGUUGGACGUAAAUAUAGUAAAAGCUACUUCUUUUUC
Molecule: messenger RNA, 5734 nt
Organism: Otolemur garnettii (small-eared galago)
Lineage: Eukaryota; Metazoa; Chordata; Mammalia; Primates; Galagidae
Gene: DENND4B
Product: DENN domain containing 4B
Exons: 28
Coding region: 404-4993 (1529 amino acids)
Biological process (GO): regulation of Rab protein signal transduction
Cellular component (GO): cytoplasmic vesicle
Molecular function (GO): protein binding
Source: RefSeq, a predicted model, not a curated record